AUGGUUUUAAAUAAAGAAGAUAAAGAGUAUAUCAAAGAAUUAUUUAACUCUUUAGAUAGUAAAUUAUCAAAACAAGAAAUUACAGAGGGUUUUUUUAAAUUGAAAAUCCCAUCUGGUGAAAAAGAUGUUCAAACAUUCCUUGAACAUGUAGAUGCAAAUCAUGAUGGUCAUGUUGAUUAUGCAGAAUUUGAAAAAUUUACAAAUAAAAAUAUUAAAAAAUUAAAAGAGGUUUUCGAUUCAUUAGAUACAAAUAAAAAUGGUACAUUAGAUUUAUUUGAAAUACAAGAAAGUAUAAAGAAAUUAAAUUUACCAGUAUACAGUGAACAAGAAAUUGUCCGUUUAUUUAACCGUAUUGAUAAAAAUAAAGAUAAUGCUAUUGACUUUAACGAAUGGAGAGAGUUAUUAGUAAUGAUUCCAAAUACUGGUUUACAACAUAUUUUAGCAUUUUGGAAAGAUGCUCAAAUUUUAGACGCCAGUUUUGAUGGUGGUGGUUCAAUUCCACCAAUGGUAGAAACAAAAGAAAAGAAAUCUGCUCUACAAAAUACUCUUACUGUAAGUAACCAUUACUAUUUUUCUUUUCCUUUUUUCAAAUUUAUUAAUAUUUUAAUUUUCGAAUUUUACUAUAGUAUAUGA
Dictyostelium purpureum is the source of this 633-nucleotide messenger RNA. RefSeq lists its product as uncharacterized. The record is from RefSeq and is a predicted model, not a curated record. Gene Ontology annotation, molecular function: calcium ion binding. NCBI's taxonomy places the organism in Eukaryota, Evosea, Eumycetozoa, Dictyosteliales, Dictyosteliaceae. The transcript has 3 exons. The coding region runs from base 1 to 633 and encodes 210 amino acids.